CACACAUCCAUAUUAGCAUGCGUCACGCGAGACAGUGCUGCAUACUCUUUAGGUAUAUGGUGUUAUGUUGUCAGACUGAAUGUCAGUAAAUGAACCGAGUUACACUCAUCGACAGCCCCUCACUGCAGCUCACAUUUCCUGCGCUAAUGAUGCCAGGCGACGAUACCAUGCUUUCCAAGCGACUCCAUAGUAUUCAAAUUGGCGGGAAAAAGAGUGAAGAGGAACGCCAUUGUCGUUUGUCGGUCAUGGGGGCAUCGUGCGUCGGAAAGUCGGCAAUUAUUUCCCAGUUCCUGUAUGACACAUUUUCUUCAGAUUAUCACGAAACAGUUGAAGAUCUCCACCGGAAAGUUGUUGACAUAAACGGAAGUAAAGUAAUCCUGGACAUUUUAGACACUGCUGGGACUCACGAGUUCCCGGCCAUGCGCAAACUGGCAAUAGCAACUAGCGACGCGUUCAUUCUAGUGUAUUCUGUAGACAACGAUGCCUCUUUCGAGGAGGUAAAAGUGCUUCGUGAACAGAUCAUAGAGGAGAGAAACGAUGUCAAUGUGCCUAUUGUGAUAGUGGGAAACAAAGCGGAUGUGAACGAGCAGACCAGGAUUAUGGAACAGGAGACUGCCGAAACUAUAGCAUGUGUGGAAUGGGGCUGUGGUUAUGUUGAGGCUUCAGCCAAACAAAAUAUAAACAUCCCGCAAAUUUUCGCGGAAAUGUUAAGACUCAGUGAUAUUCCUUGCCUUACGAUACCAGAAGGGCAGAGAACAAAACGAAAACGACUUCUUUCGGCGCCUUUACCGACAAUUCAUCACGUUUUCGAAACACCCAAGGCUCCAAAGAGAAACAGCUGUGCAGUGUCAUAGCAAGGACCCUCGUAACAAUCGCAAUAUUACAUAUUAUAUGAUAUAUAUAUAUACAAUGUAUACAAAUGCACAUUCAGUAAAUCAUGUAAAUAUGCUAUAUAUUUCUGCGAAUAAGAAAUAAAUAUUUUGUAAUUAUGUAAAUUUUAUAAAGAAAAUAAAAACUUAUCCCAAAUAAAACGAUAAUAACUGAUGAUGUCUGUCA
Molecule: messenger RNA, 1056 nt
Organism: Pecten maximus
Lineage: Eukaryota; Metazoa; Mollusca; Bivalvia; Pectinida; Pectinidae
Product: ras-related protein Rap-2a-like
Exons: 2
Coding region: 90-854 (254 amino acids)
Molecular function (GO): GTPase activity; GTP binding
Source: RefSeq, a predicted model, not a curated record